GAAGACCUGACCGAGCGCGCGCUUGCGGAAUGGGAGAUGACCAAAGCCUCAGACGCCGACCGCGCGCCAUGGAUGGACAACGCGGGCUGGCCGUUCGUAAUGUCACACACAUACGGAACCGCCGCCUGGCAGGACGAGCAUGAAGACGAGCUCGCCGUUCUCUAUGACGCGCUGGACACCGACGCCCCUUUCACCCCGGCAUUCAACCCACCCACCCCCGCGCCAGAAAGAGUCGAGCUCCUCGCCACCGUGCUGCUGACCUUCCUGACCAGCCUCGAAGACGGCGUCAUCACGCCCGAGCUCUGGAAACACAUCGAAACCAGUCUCGCCGCGCAGGAACGCUACAAACAGCCCCUCGACCGCGACGACCAGAAAAUGAGCGUCUUGGAGAUCAUGGCCGCCCAGCCGCCUCACAACGCUACGUUCCUGCUGCUCCUGUCCUUCCUGCAGAACUUGAUCGCCCAGCUCACCAUCGCGAAUGCACCUGCGCCCGACGCGCCGAGGAAGAGCGUGGAGAUGCCGAGUAGUCCUCAGGCCAAGGUCAGGCGCAGGACGUUGAGUAAGGUCGCGGGCGAGGCGGUUAGGCAGUUAGUCGUGCGAAACUACUGUGUUGUGUUUGCAGAUGCGAUGUUCAAAGCCGAGGCGAAGAGGGAGAAGGAGAAGGAUAGGUUAGUUAGGAAGGAGAGGAUGGUCAGGGUGCUGGAUUUGUUUCUGGGCAAGGAGUGAUGCGAGCAAGGGGGGCGGAUGAUACCAUGAUUUCGUUUGAAGUGAU
Molecule: messenger RNA, 772 nt
Organism: Didymella exigua CBS 183.55
Lineage: Eukaryota; Fungi; Ascomycota; Dothideomycetes; Pleosporales; Didymellaceae
Exons: 1
Coding region: 100-726 (208 amino acids)
Source: RefSeq, a predicted model, not a curated record